Molecule: messenger RNA, 513 nt
Organism: Danaus chrysippus (African queen)
Lineage: Eukaryota; Metazoa; Arthropoda; Insecta; Lepidoptera; Nymphalidae
Source: the annotation of a GenBank genome assembly
AUGAGGGUAAUCUGUGUUUUAUUCAUCGUAAUUGCGCUGUGCCACGCCGCUCCGGGUCCAUCUGAUGAAAAAAUUGAAAUAUUCUCUGGAGUCACUAUUAACAAAAAUGCAUUGGGUGAAAAAAAUCUCAAUAUCAAAUUGGAGGCGGAAGAUUUAAAGGGUGCAGUGAAAACAUUUGAAGAAGCUCGAGCCAAGAUAACGAAAUACUCACCACUCCUUGCUGGGAUUGGUGUUAAAGUGGUGGCAGUAGUAGGACUUCUGUUUGGAGCUCUAACCCUGUUGGUUACAAAGGCUCUGGUCAUAGCUAAGCUUGCCUUCCUGGCUGCGGCUGCACUUGGACUCCAUAAAUACUUCAGCGGCGAAGGAUUCAAUAGCAUAAGCAAGGCGUCUGGUUUCCCAACUUCAACACAGCAAUGGGCAUCACCAUCUGCGUCUGGUACUUCGUACCCUUACGCCAGAUCAGUGUCACAAGAUUCAAACGACUUGGCCUAUAAAGGUCAAAUACCCUCUUAA